Messenger RNA from Prunus armeniaca (apricot), 1395 nucleotides. The record is from the annotation of a GenBank genome assembly. Lineage: Eukaryota; Viridiplantae; Streptophyta; Magnoliopsida; Rosales; Rosaceae.
AUGGAUAAAUUAUUGAUGGUUUCCUUUCUUGGUAUGCUGAUGGCAGUUUAUGGAGUUGCAGGAAACAUGGUAUAUGCCAACAUUGGCAUACUUGAUGAGCUUGAAAGCUUUGACAUUGAGGAAGACAAUGAGGUGAACAUUUUCGACAUCCCAUCAUGGACAAGUGAACGUGGUUGCAAGGUUCUUGUUAACGUGGAUAGCUUUGGUGCAGUUGGAGAUGGAGUUUCUGAUGAUACUCAGGCUUUCCAAAAAGCCUGGGACAUUGCCUGCUCUACAACACAAUCGGUUUUCUUGGUACCCCUGGGACGCCAGUAUCUAGUAAAUGCAACAAAAUUUCAAGGGCCAUGCAAAGAUAAGCUAGUCAUCCAGAUUGAUGGAACUAUAGUAGCACCAGAUGAGCCUAAUAAUUGGGAUCCAAAAUUCUCACGAGCAUGGCUUGAAUUUUCUAAAUUGAAUGGAGUCCUUUUCCAAGGGCAUGGAGUUAUUGAUGGCUCUGGCAGUAAAUGGUGGGCCUCAUCCUGCAAAAAGAACAAGUCAAAUCCUUGCAGAGGGGCACCAACAGCAUUGACUAUUGAUAAGAGCUCAGCUAUAAAGGUAAAAGGCCUCACCAUCAAGAACGGCCAACAAAUGAACUUUGUCAUCUCUCAGUGUGACUCAGUGCGAGUUAAUGCAGUACAAGUCUCGGCUCCAGGAGACAGCCCCAACACUGAUGGAAUCCAUAUAACUUCCUCUACCAAUGUGGUUCUCCAAGACUGCAAAAUUGGAACAGGGGAUGAUUGCAUUUCAAUUGUCAAUGGUACCUCCAAUAUUAAGAUGAAGAGAAUCUUUUGUGGACCGGGACAUGGAAUCAGCAUCGGAAGUCUUGGGAAGGACAACUCCACUGCCAUAGUCACAAAAGUGGUCGUGGAUACAGCAAUCCUCAGGGAGACUGCCAAUGGCCUCAGGAUUAAGACUUGGCAGGGUGGUUCUGGUUAUGUUCGUGGAGUCCGUUUUCAAAAUGUGAGGAUGGAAAAUGUAUCAAACCCCAUAAUUAUAGAUCAGUUUUACUGUGAUUCCCCCAAAUCUUGUCAAAAUCUGACAUCAGCUGUGGAAAUAAACCAAGUCAUGUACUUUAACGUUUCCGGGACUACAAAGAGUGCUAAGGCCAUGAAAUUCGCCUGCAGUGACACAGUUCCAUGCAGCAACAUAGUCCUGACUAACGUCAACUUGGAGAAGAAGGAUGGCACGGUGGAGACAUAUUGCAACUCUGCCCAGGGCUUCGGGUAUGGCAUUGUGCAUCCUUCGGCAGAGUGUCUAAAUUCCCAUGACAAAGACUCUAUGGUCAUCGCUGAUCCGGCAUCCGAAGUUGAGCUUGCGGAUCCCAGCAGGGAGGAGAUUGUGCACACUGAACUCUGA